Molecule: messenger RNA, 1668 nt
Organism: Chlorella variabilis
Lineage: Eukaryota; Viridiplantae; Chlorophyta; Trebouxiophyceae; Chlorellales; Chlorellaceae
Exons: 7
Coding region: 1-1668 (555 amino acids)
Molecular function (GO): ATP-dependent chromatin remodeler activity; ATP binding
Source: RefSeq, a predicted model, not a curated record
AUGGUGGCCCAGGAGCCAGUGGUGCUUGAGGGGUUGCACAGGCGCGGUGGCAGCUUCGGGGUGUCCCCCAAGGCCGACAGCCUGCAACUUUGCUUUCAGCCCAAGGAGCUGCAGCUAGUGGACCGCUGCUCCUGCAAUUCACUCUUCUCCAAACACUUGGGCCGUCGCGGCAGCGUGCCGGCUGCACUCGCCGCGCUGCACGCUGGCGGCGCUGUGGAGUGCAGCGUGCAUGCGGUGCAGCUGUCAGGGGGUGAGGAGGGCGAUGGGGAGCUGCUGCAGGCGCUGCUGGGCGUCCAGCUUCUGGAGCCGUUUUAUGCAGUGGAGCCUGAGACAGAGGAGGCGGUGCACGUGGCCGUGCUGGUGCAGCACUGGGCACAGCUGGCCGCCGCCACGGGCUGCGGCGCCAAUGCCAGCGACGGCUCCCCGUUUGCCGCCGAGCUGCGUAAGGGCUGGUGGCAGCAGCAGCAGCAGCAGCAGGAUGCAGCGCCAGUGGCAGAGCCCGGUAGCAACCUUCGCGACCGUGUGUUUGACAUGGUGCUUCCCACCGACUGGCAGCUGGAGGCGGCGGACCCUCCCUCCCUUUCUUGCACACUGUUCAGGUACCAGCGCCGCUGCCUGUCUUGGCUGAUGUGGCGCGAGUCGCUGCGCAGCAUGCCCAGCAGCCCAGGCAGCGAGGGGCAGGCAGCAGAGGACGGGCAGGCAGGGGGGGCGGCGGCAGCGGCGUUGGCAGCAGCGCAAGCGGCACGGCAGGCCGGCGCCGACCCCGGCAGCGCCAAGGCGGUCCUGCCCGCCAGCAGCCUGCUGUGGCAGCCCAUGGAGCUGCCGUCUGGCGGGCACGUGUUCUGGGACCCCAUGGGCAAGACGGUCGAGAUGCUGGCGCUCAUCCUGGCCCGUCCGCCGCCACCCAACUGGCUGCAACGCCCAGGCAUCCUGCCGCAGCCAGCCAGCAGCCCCCAGGAGCAGCCAGCGGGCAGCGGCGGCGAGCCAGAUGGGCUGGCAGCCGAGGGAGCCGCGCCCGCGAGCCCCACAGCCGCCGCCUCGGGGAGCAGCAGCAACGGGGGCAGCCCCCGCGGCGGCACCCUUGUCGUCUGCCCGCCUGCGCUGCUGCAGCAGUGGCAGUCUGAGCUGUCCAACCACGGCCACGGUGCCCUGGCCGUGGAGAUCUACGACGGGCUGCGGGGCCUGCAGGGGGCGCUGCAGAAGGAGGGCGGCGGCGCCAAGCGGCAGAAGCCGGCGCAGCGGGAGAUGGAGCUGUAUGCGCGGCUGCUGGCGGGGGAGACGAUAGAGGCCGUGUACGACAUUGGCGCAGAGGUGGAGGCCGCGCUGCGCCGCCUGCGCCAGGCCGACGUGGUGCUGACCAGCUUCGAUGUGCUGCGUGCCGAGGUUUACUUUGUGCCCAGCUCUCGCAGCCUUCGGAAAAAGAAGAAGUACCAGGUCCCGCACUGCCCGCUGCUCCAGGUCCGCUGGUGGCGCCUGGUAGUGGACGAGGCGCAGAUGGUCGGGCCGCUGUCUGCCGCCGGCACCAUGUGUGAGCGCAUGAACGCUGUCCACCGGUGGUGCGUGACAGGCACACCCAUGGGCGGCCACCGCAGCAACGAACUUGCAGACAUCUGCGCCCUGCUGCAGACGCUGAAGCACCAGCCGUUUUCAGGCGAGGGGCGGCAGUGA